Molecule: messenger RNA, 645 nt
Organism: Ylistrum balloti
Lineage: Eukaryota; Metazoa; Mollusca; Bivalvia; Pectinida; Pectinidae
Exons: 3
Coding region: 1-645 (214 amino acids)
Source: RefSeq, a predicted model, not a curated record
AUGAAGACCAGUGGUCAGUUCUCUGUCGUCAUGACAAACUGUAUUGGGAAUUUCCUGUUUGGAAAUGAAAUGCAAAACGCUGCUUUUGAGGAUUGGGAGGAAGUCGUACAGGCAAAGCACAAAGUUGAAAUGAGAGUUACCAAUCAACUCAAUCGAACAUUAAUACAACCGGAAGUUAGAUUGUCAAAGGGCAAAAUCUUCAACGAAUUUCCUGUUCUACCUUCCGGGAAAUCAUGUGAUAAUUUAUUCUACAAAACGCCAUGGACCUGCCGCGGUAUUUUUGGAAUGGUGACAUACCUCAUAGAAGGUACUGACAAGAUCGUGUGUAUUUUCUUCAGUAACCCUUUAGUGGGAUCUAACAUCUUGGGACUUCAGUGGCUGACCUUGGAUGACCUGGAGAUGGAAACUCGCGAAGAAAUGAUCGCAAACUUUGGAAAGAGACAAAACGUAAACGCGAAAACCUGGAAGACGGAUGACAUUCCCACUCAUUAUCAUUUGCAAGGAGACGAAUACAUAGUACGUGUCGUUAUGAGUGGCUCUAGUAAGGUCGCUCUACAGGUAACUCUCUUGGACUUCAAUCCAAAAAUAGAACGAUCAAUGACCGUGACCUCAUGGAUUGAGAAUCAGCACAAACAUAAUAAGUAG